Molecule: messenger RNA, 1704 nt
Organism: Acyrthosiphon pisum (pea aphid)
Lineage: Eukaryota; Metazoa; Arthropoda; Insecta; Hemiptera; Aphididae
Product: protein ALP1-like
Exons: 2
Coding region: 294-1565 (423 amino acids)
Source: RefSeq, a predicted model, not a curated record
UUAAGGUGCGUUUACAUUAGAGCCCGAACACGAACGAACGCAAGCGAAUGCUACCGAACGAAUGCAAACGCAUAUUCGGUAGACAUUCGGCCGCGACUGUUUACAUUGCUCGAUCGUUCGUGUUCGUCAGUCUUCGCUCCCACAAAAAUCUUCGUUCCCAAAUACCUAAAUACACAAUAUUUAGUUAGUAUCGACAAGACCGCCGUGGAGUAAGGACUUUGUUGAUUUUUUUUAAAAAUUUCAGUGAAAGUGAAAUUUUUCUGUGUUGAAUUCGAAAAUUUAUAAGUUUUAAAAUGUCAUCAAGUGAAGAUGAUGAUUUGUUAUUAGCUGCUUCAAGUUUUUUGCUUAUGAAAUCAUUAAUAAAAAAAAAAAAAUCAAAGACAAGAAGAAAACGUCGCUGGUGGAUGACUUCGUUGUACAGUAACAGAGGAGUGUAUAGUGGAACUAUGUUGCUAAACGACUUGCAAAAAGAAGGUGGUGAUAACUUUAAAAACUGCUGUAGAAUGUCAUAUGAAACAUUUAGCCAGUUACUUACAUUAGUUGAUCCUAAAAUUCGAAAAGAAGAUACCAAGUUUCGAAAAGCUAUACCCUCAAAUGAGAGACUUGCAUUAACGUUAAGGUACUUGGCGACAGGUGAUUCAUUUUCAAGCUUAUCACUUAUUUUUAAAAUUUCAAAAUCAUCAAUUUCACAUAUCAUACCAGAGGUCUGUACAGCCAUAAUUGAAGUUCUACAAGACUACAUACAGGUACCUAAGAGCCAAGAAGAGUGGUUGAGCGUUAGCAAAAAAUAUGAAGACGUUUGGAAUUUCCCUCAUUGCAUUGGUGCAAUUGAUGGGAAACAUGUGCAACUACAAGCACCAAUUGGUAGUGGAAGUAAUUUUUACAAUUACAAAUCAACUUUCAGCAUUGUAUUGAUGGCGGUUGUUGAUGCCGAUUACAAUUUUUUAUAUGCUGAUGUCGGUUGUCAGGGCCGAAUUUCGGACGGCGGAGUUUUUCGAAAUACAUCAUUUUUUAAACAGCUCGAAGAACAAAAGCUAGAAAUUCCACCACCAGAAAAAUUAAUUGGACGGGAAAAGGCCGUGCCAUAUGUAUUUGUAGCAGAUGCGGCAUUUCCGUUAAAAGAGAACAUACUUAGACCUUACCCCGGCUCUCAUGAAAAGGGAUCGGACAAAAGAAUUUUUAACUACCGUUUGUCGAGAGCUCGGCGAGUGGUCGAAAAUGUUUUUGGUAUUCUAUCUGCCGUAUUUAGGGUAUUUAGAAAACCUAUGCUACUUGAACCUAAAAAGGCCGAGCUUGUAGUUAUGGCGUGUGUAUACCUACACAAUUUUCUUAGAAAAGAAAAGUCAUCGAGAGAUAUUUAUUCACCGACAGAUUUAAUUGACCAUGAAAUUGAAGGGCAACUUGUCCAUGGAACGUGGAGAGAAGACAUACAGAGUAACAGUGCAUUCACUCCUAUGGAAAGGGUUGGAAGAAGAUCACCACGUUUUGCAGAAGAAAAUCGAAAUGAAUUUGCUGAAUAUUUUUCGAGCGUUGGUGCUGUGCCAUGGCAAUCAAAAUUAGCAUAGGAAUCAGCAAUAGUUUAUAUAGAAUUUGCUUUAUUAAUUUAUUUUAGUAUUAGUACCUAGUGGUUAUUAGUAAGUAACUGGUAAAAGUAAAUCAUUAAAUAUUUAUAUAUAAAGAAAUAAAGAAUUUUUUUAUCUAACA